CAGAGUUAUACCAACAGUCUUCUUGUCUCGUGCACGAGUUGCCGGUAUAGCAAGAAAUUUAUUUGUAUUGUUGUAAAAAUUAUUUUUACUUUUGUAUAUUAAUUUAUAAAAAUGGUUGAGGCACAGCGAAGACGCGUAGAAGAAAAAAUGUCUCUUAUCAUCGAAUCGAUGGAUAAAUUUUAUUUAAGAAAAAUGCAGGGUGAUAUGCAUCGAUGUGCAGCUUCGUGUUGCGACAAUGAUACAUAUUCUCUUCAAAAAGUUCAAAGUUGUGUACAAAACUGUGGCGAACCGCUCAGUAAAGCUCAACAAUAUGUUCAAUCAGAAUUUGAACGAACACAGAAUCGAUUACAAAGGUGUAUCAUGGAAUGUAAUGACAGAAUAAUAGAUAAAGCUGGACCUAAUCCAACUCAAGAUAAAGUUAAUCAAUUAAAUGAUGAUUUUGAAAAAUGUGCAACAAAAUGUGUUGACAGUUACUGCGAUCUUCUUCCAGCCUUAGAAAAAAGUAUGAAACAAAUUCUUGCAAGUGGACAAUUUAAUUAAUACAGUAUAAUAUGACCAUAUUUAAAUGUUAAAUUCUAUAAAUAAACAGAUUUUAUCAUUAAUACAUCAAACAAUUUAUUUCAUUUAUGUUUAAGAGAAUUUCGUAUUUGUUUGAACCUCGCGUAGAGUAUGCAGUUAACUGAUCAAACACUUCGAUUGAAAAAUUCUAAUCGGAUUUAAUCAGAAAUUUCCUUGACUUUCAAUCGAAAAAAAUUGUUAUUUUCUGAUUAAAUCCGAUUGAAAUCCAAUCAGAUAAUUGGAACGCUCCCGAGCAGUUCUGAUUGAUUGUUUGAAUCCGACUAAAUCUGAUAGAAAAUCGAUUGAGUUUUUCAUCAGUUAUUUAAUUGAUCCCACCCAUCAUAUCCGAAGACAAGCAAUCCUUUAAAAUAUACUAAUAUACACUAACAAAAUGAUAAGUACAAAUAAAUGAUAUCCCGAUCUGUGAAAUCAUUUGACAUGGAACCCGCAGAUAAACGAAAAAUUUGUUGUUGUUUAGAGGGUAGAUGAGAAUUUUAAAUGGAACAUUUUUAGAACUAAAUUGAAAUUUAAAAUAAAAUAGGGUUUCAUUCGAUAAAAAUUGACUCCAUACAUCUAAUGACGCAUUUUAUUAUAUAAUUUGAGUCCUAUCUGUGAAAACAGUUGAAUUAAAAAUUGUUGUAUUAUCUUAAGAUUAUAUUGUUGAACAAAUGUAUCAAUUUUAUAACGAAACGAAGAAAUUAAAUUUUUAAAUCAUGAAGUAAGUGAAAA
Messenger RNA from Microplitis mediator, 1287 nucleotides. Its product is annotated as protein FAM136A-like. NCBI's taxonomy places the organism in Eukaryota, Metazoa, Arthropoda, Insecta, Hymenoptera, Braconidae. Gene Ontology annotation, cellular component: cytoplasm. The record is from RefSeq and is a predicted model, not a curated record. The transcript is spliced from 3 exons. Bases 112 to 540 code for a protein of 142 amino acids.